CCCCGCCUCCCUUUAUUUUGCAAAGAUGGCUGCAAACAAGAAAGCAACUGGACAAUCUGAGCAGCUGUAUCUUGGCUUUGACUUCAGCACUCAGCAACUGAAGGUGGUGUGCUUGGACACAUCUCUGCAAAUUACUGCUGAGUUUAGUAUCAACUUUGAUGAAGAUCUACCUGAGUAUGGGACAGAUGGUGGAGUGAACAAGGAUGGACUCACGGUCACUGCACCCACUCUCAUGUGGAUUAAGGCUCUUGAUCUUCUCCUGGAGCGCAUGAAGGCAGAGAGUUUUCCAUUUGAGUGUGUAGUCUCGUUAUCUGGGUGUGGUCAACAGCACGGCAGCGUGUACUGGAGGAGGGGAAGUGAGGGGGCGUUGAGAGGACUGAGGAAAGAAGAGACACUCUGCACACAGUUGCAGGACUGCUUCUCUGUGAGUGAGUCUCCAGUGUGGAUGGACGACAGUACAAGAAGCCAGUGUCAACGACUUGAGCACGAGUGUGGGGGCGGGCAGAUACUGGCUGACAAAACUGGCUCAAGGGCAUACGAGAGAUUCACUGGUAAUCAGAUCGCUAAACUGUACGAGAAUCGUGAUACCAACGAUUUCAACUCGACUGAGAGGAUUAGCUUAGUUAGCAGUUUUGCAGCGUCUCUCUUCCGCGGUUGCUAUGCCAACAUUGACUUCAGCGAUGGUUCGGGAAUGAACCUUUUCGAUAUCAACACCAAAGACUGGUGGGACACAGCCUUGAAGAGCUGCGGUGACAAUCUUAGAGCUCUGCUAGGACCACCUGUUCCUUCCAACACAGUCCUGGGCAACAUUUCCGGCUACUUCGUUGACAAGUACGGGUUCUCUCCCGACUGUAAAGUAGUUGCCUUUACUGGAGACAAUCCGUCCUCUCUGGCUGGGAUGAGACUGGAGCAGGGAGAUGUGGUGGUGAGCCUGGGUACGAGUGACACACUGUUCAUGUGGAUUGAGCAGCCCAGGCCUCAGCUCAUGGGGCAUGUGUUUGUGAACCCUGUGGACAAAGACGCAUACAUGGCCAUGUUAUGCUACAAGAAUGGUUCUCGAACGAGAGAAAAGAUCCGAGAUGAUUGUGGAGUGACGUCAUGGGAAGAGUUUAACCAGAUGCUAGACAAGACACCACCUGGCAACAAUGGGAACAUUGGUAUCUACUUUAGUGAGCCUGAGAUCACACCGUACGGUCAGGGCACUAUCAGAAUGAGCGGAGGAGACGGGACACUGUGCACUGAGUUUCCCCCGGAGAUAGAAGUCCGUGCUCUAGUGGAGGGGCAGUUCCUUGCCAAGUUGAAUCAUGCCACCAAACUGGGAUAUCACAUGACCAGAGCUACUCGAGUGCUGGCUACUGGGGGAGCAUCAGCUAACACAAAUAUACUACAGAUUAUUGCAGAUGUGUUCAACAGUGAUGUGUAUGUUAUUGGUGGUACGGCCAACUCUGCCUGUGUGGGCGGGGCCUAUCGAGCUAAGCACAGCCUCAUGAGUGGAGGUAGUGCCUUUAGGGACGCUGUACAAGAGUCACCAGCAUAUGAGCUGGUAGCAAAACCUCGGGAGGAGGCUCAUAAGGUGUACAUGAAUCUUCUGGAGAAGUAUGCAAAGCUUGAAGAAUCAUUCUCAGCAAAACAUUGAGAGACAGAUUUGACUUUUCUUAUAUUUUCGUGUGUGACAACAUUGUAAAUGUAUACAUUUGUACGUACAUGUAUAA
Halichondria panicea is the source of this 1712-nucleotide messenger RNA. RefSeq names its product xylulose kinase-like. The record is from RefSeq and is a predicted model, not a curated record. NCBI's taxonomy places the organism in Eukaryota, Metazoa, Porifera, Demospongiae, Suberitida, Halichondriidae. Bases 26 to 1636 code for a protein of 536 amino acids. The transcript is spliced from 13 exons. Gene Ontology annotation, cellular component: cytosol. Gene Ontology annotation, molecular function: D-xylulokinase activity. Gene Ontology annotation, biological process: D-xylose metabolic process; xylulose metabolic process; phosphorylation.